CAGCCGCGUUCACUACCCCAACGAAGCGUGACGCCAACAUGGUCACAGUCUGACGCUGUCUCAGCUUCCAUGGCGCUGAGUGACUGUUCCGAGGAUCCCCAAUCCGAUCCGCUGUCCACGUUGUACCUCCAAACGCGCAGACACGCUCCUGCACGGCCGCCCCCCCCCGCCGCUGCCUGAGCUAGGCUUAGAGAUCCCCAAACAUGAUGGCUUCCAACCUCCUCUCCAAGCUUCUUCCCUCUGCAUCCGACGAUCCCUACGAAACGCAUCCUCUUAACCCCCAGAAUCGCCGCCAUUCUUCUUCGACCGACGAGCGCCACGAUAUGGACAUAGACGAGGAGAACCUGGAGGCGCGCUUUGAAGCCCAGGACUUGGAGCACUUGCUCGCAGAUGCAUCUGCAAGCCAGAUGACAACAGAAAGCACCGCGUUUCUUCCUCAGAACACCGAGCGUGCUCCGCCUGGCAUCAACACUGCGAACAGGACCGCUGCAUGGAGACAGCCGCCUCCCCCUCGAGCUUCCCCUCUAGACGACGACGAUGAUGUGCCGCAGUCGCUUCUGCUGGAGGGUGGACGCGAUACGCCGAAUAUGAAGAGGAACGAGCGCAUUGAAGGACUUCCCCCUCCCGUACCGGGCCCCUCGACACGUCAAACUCGAGCACAAUGGGAAACCACAAGGCGACAACAGCGUCUGCAUGACGAGGGGCAAGAUGCUGCACAAGCGCGGACUUGGGGCCAUUCUGGAAGAACAGGGCAGCUUGCGGCCGAUCCUAAAGAGAAGGCACUCUGGCUCUGGGUCAACCAGACCGAUCUGGAUAGCUUCCUCGCCGAAGUAUACGAGUAUUAUAUCGGAUGCGGCAUCUACUCGAUUCUACUGCGGACCUUUUUGAUGCUCCUGCAAACCGGCUUCGUAGUCGGCUUCUUGACAUUCCUCGGCUGGUGCAUUGACUACUCUAAGAUAUCAAAUAGUCACAAGAUGAGCGAGGUGCUCGUCGAGAAGUGCACGAAGAAAAUGCAUGGCUUCUGGAUCUUCGCGCUCUGGCUGUUCAUCAUCUACUGUCUGUAUUCGCUCUAUCGACUGGUCACAGAUAUACCCAGGCUUCGAGCGAUGCACGACUUCUACCACUAUCUCCUCGAUAUCCCCGACCGCGACGUCCAGACCGUACAAUGGCAGCAGGUUGUCAGUCGGAUCAUGGCGCUGAGAGACCUAAACCUUACCACGGCAUCGAAUCUGUCGCCCGAAGUUCGAAAGCUGCUGGACUCCAAGAGCCGGCAACGGCUCGACGCAGUUGAUAUCGCCAGCCGGCUAAUGCGGCGCGAUAACUAUCUGAUCGCGCUCUUUAACAAAGAGAUUCUAGACGUGAGCAUUCCCAUACCGUUCCUUGGGAACAGGUACAUCUUCUCGGAGACGACAAGGUGGCACGUCAAUCUCGCUAUCAUGGACUUCGUGUUCAGUAGCCCCAAUGGCCAGUUCAAUCAAGACUUCUUAAGGGAGAAAAACCGACGAGAUCUUGUCGCCAAGAUGAAGAAUCGGUUCUUUUGGACUGGCAUCAUCAGUAUUAUCUGUGCGCCCUUCGCAGUGUGUUUCGUUCUUGCAUCGUACUUAUUCAAAUAUUUUACCGAAUAUCACAAAGACCCAUCGCAGCUUGGCGAUCGCGACUUCACGACCUUCGCCCAAUGGAAAUUCCGUGAAUUUAACGAACUACCACACCUGUUCACUCGUCGAAGGAACAUGGCAUAUCCUUACGCAAACCUCUAUCUCGCACAAUUCCCAAAAGACAAGACGGAGCAAAUCUCGUCUUUUGUCGCUUUCGUUGCAGGGGCCUUUGCUUUUGUGCUAGUCGCAUUCACGUUACUCGAUUCGGAGCUAUUCCUCACUUUCGAGAUUACUCCUGGGAAGACAGCAAUUUUCUGGAUCGGCGUGCUCACCACGAUCUACCGAGUUGCUCGAGGGAGCAGCCCCCAAGAUGAUCAGGUAGCGGAUCCAGCGUACUAUCUGAGUCAUGUCAUCUAUCAUACGCGGUAUGAGCCAGCUUCAUGGCAGGAUAGACUCCAUACCGACGAAGUGCGAGCCGAAUUCUCCAAGCUAUACCAGCCCAAGAUCCUCAUCUUCGCCGAGGAAAUCUUGAGCAUGGUCAUCACCCCGUUCUUGCUCAUCUUCCGCCUACCGGGGUGCAGCGAGCGUAUCGUCGACUUCUUCCGCGAGUUCUCCAUUGUCGUGGAUGGCUUGGGAGUCGUGUGUUCAUAUUCUAUGUUCCCCUUUAAGAAGGGCGAGAACAACAUUCCCGCGAAUAGGACCGCUGGGCCUCGGGAAGAUGCAGAGCUGCGUGAAGACUACUUCAUGGCGAAGGACAAUAAGAUGCUCGCAUCCUAUUACGGCUUUCUCGAUACGUACGCCACAUCCGGCCGCGGCUACAACGGACGCUUGCAGGGUAGAGGAAGCUUCCAUCCUCCGCCGGCAUUCCCGAAUACUUUCGGGAACAUGUCGCAGACCGCGCAGCCUAUGGAGGUGGGCGCUCGUGGGUCGAGCAGAGGUCCAGCGGGACGACAGCCCUUGCCUCGCCGGACACCUAGACAUGGGCCCACCUCUGGACCGAGUGAACCAAUCAACUCCAUCCUUCUGGAUCCCCAUCAUCAACCCUCUGCCUCUGCGCUUCGGGCUUCACCACAUCAUGGCCCGCAAGGUAGAUACAGACCGAUGUCCGACCCUCAGGGGCCGACUCGCAUCGAGGAGGAGAGUACGAUUGGUGAUUCGUGGCGGACGAGUCGGCUCGCACAGGACGAUGACGAAGAGGAGGAGGUGCCGGGUGCCAACCGUGGUGGCGUGCUGCAGUUGCUGCAGCAGUUUUCUAGGGCCCAGACUGAGGGUCGUGGGGCUGGUGGCGUCGGCAUAUGAUAUUCUAGCAUGAGCAUUGGGUUUCGGCGUUUGUUUUGGAAUUGGAACAGGUAUUACCCAGGGCGGUUCGUCGGGUUUACGUAGCUCAGGCACACAUGUGCUCAGAAUAAAGACAGUGUCUUU
This is a messenger RNA of Trematosphaeria pertusa, 3017 nucleotides long. RefSeq names its product autophagy protein-like protein Apg9. Gene Ontology annotation, cellular component: phagophore assembly site; autophagosome. The coding region runs from base 204 to 2894 and encodes 896 amino acids. The transcript is spliced from 3 exons. The record is from RefSeq and is a predicted model, not a curated record. Lineage: Eukaryota; Fungi; Ascomycota; Dothideomycetes; Pleosporales; Trematosphaeriaceae. Gene Ontology annotation, biological process: protein localization to phagophore assembly site; autophagy of mitochondrion.